AUGGAAUGCACAGGACAAAAUUCCUCCCUGUGGAACCACACUGCAUUGGUGGAAUUCAUCCUGAUUGGGUUUUCUGAUGUUCCCAACCUUCAAGGAUUCCUUUUUGGUAUAUUUCUGAUAAUCUAUGUCUUUAUUCUUAUGGGAAAUAGCCUCAUCAUCAUGAUAACUAAGGUUGAUCCUUCACUGCAGACUCCCAUGUAUUUUUUCCUUAGGAAUUUUUCUUUUUCAGAAAUAUGUUAUGUAUCAUUUACUGUCCCCAGAUUAUUAACAGAUCUCUGUAGGCAACAUGGAAAUAUUUCAUUGCUGGCCUGUGCUAUUCAAAUGUAUUUCUUCCUAAUCUUGUCAGCCACUGAGUGCUUUAUUCUCAGUGCCAUGGCUUAUGACAGGUAUGUUGCCAUUUGCAACCCAUUACUCUACUCUGUCAUCAUGAAUGAUAGGCUGUGUAUGCAGCUGGCAGUUGCCUGUUGGUCUACUGCAAUUCCAAUACAUACAUUGUUGAUCUCUGUGGUCUUCUCUUCAACCUUCUGUGGAUGUAACCAGUUGAAUCACUUUUUCUGUGAUGCACCUCCAGUGGUUCAGCUUAUUUGUGGGGAUGCUUUCAGGGUUGAAAUGUUGCUGUAUAUGAUUUCUGCACUACUUGCUAGUAUACCUUCUUCUCUGAUAGUUGGAUCUUAUGUGAAAAUAGUCUCCACCAUUCUGAAGCUUCCAUCAGCAACUGGCAGAGCCAAGGCCUUCUCGACCUGUUUUUCCCAUCUCACGGUUGUCACUUUAUUCUUUGGCUCAGCCAUCAUUGUGUAUUUCAAAUCUACGACCAGUCGCUCAACAGGAGUGGACAAAUUCCUUUCUCUCUUUUAUACUAUCUUGACACCAAUGUUAAACCCAAUUAUAUAUUGUCUGAGAAACAAAGAUGUUAAGGUGGCCUUGGAGAAGUUACUACAAAAAUGCAUUGUGCUGUGA
Messenger RNA from Talpa occidentalis (Iberian mole), 957 nucleotides. RefSeq names its product olfactory receptor 10AG1-like. NCBI's taxonomy places the organism in Eukaryota, Metazoa, Chordata, Mammalia, Eulipotyphla, Talpidae. The coding region runs from base 1 to 957 and encodes 318 amino acids. The transcript has a single exon. The record is from RefSeq and is a predicted model, not a curated record. Gene Ontology annotation, molecular function: G protein-coupled receptor activity; olfactory receptor activity. Gene Ontology annotation, cellular component: membrane. Gene Ontology annotation, biological process: G protein-coupled receptor signaling pathway.